ACUGUCAGCUCCGACGAGACAGGUCCGGGGAUGUGAGGGAUUUCUGCUCCGAAAACGCCGACACCAUGCUCUGAAGUGUCGUAUCUCCCACUUUUCCAGCUCAAUCGACAGCUUUUUACGAUUGCAAUGCGGUUUUAUUGGAGUAUAGCGCUUUUUGGACUUGUGUUGCUGGCUGUCUUGCGCGCAACAGAUGGCUUGGAAACAGUGGUGCGCCCCUACAGUGGAUCCUCCGUGACCAUUUCCACCGACCAAUCAGGGUGUAGUGUGUGUGAGGUCAGCGGGGUCAACGCCACGGAGACGACCUGCCACCAGUCCCUCUCACUGACCCCCGAACAGGAAGUGAAGCUACAGUUCAACUGCUCUGAGCCCAUAGAGCAGGCUUUCUCUGUCUCCAUCACACACACAAUCGCAUGCACAGAAUCCUCUUGUACCCCCGACUCUGCAGAGGUCGACCCAGAUCUCUUCAAGGGCUUCAAACGAACUCUAGCAUGGGACAUCAAUAUACCCCCAAAAACUGUCUUAACUCUAGCCUUCCCUGAGUCAGGACUCGAGGAGACUUCUGGUUCUUGUCCUGAUGGUUUUCAAUACUUUAUCAGCUCCAGUAAAAGUGAUGGGACCCCCAAAAAGAGCAGUUACUGUCGGGGUACGUCUCUGUCCUCUCUGCAUUUGUCUGGACAAACUAAAAUUAUCCUGGAAGUGCCAAAAGAUCAAGACCUGCCCCAAACAGUGUUCACAGCCAAGGCUGCAAAAAGAGGCAGCCGGAUGCUCUCAGUAACCACAGACCCGGACACAAAGGUCACGAUCAAACGCGACCCCCAGGGCCCAGACUGUGACGUGUGCGUGACAAAAGACUCCAAACGCACCUGCACCCAUAAACAGGUGCUGAGGGACCCCCGAAACGUGACUGUGGAGUUCAGCUGUAAGACCCCCCAGGACUACUACACUGUUGAGAUCAUCAGGGACAUUGACUGUGCAAAGACCUCUUGCUCCAGCGACAUCCUCCAGACUGAAUACUCCAUGUUCCCAGACUUUAACCGGACUUUCAUCUGGGACCUUAAAGUGAUCCCGACCCAGGCCUUCCAGCUGGACUUCCCUGAACCUGGAAUGAAACAGAUCCCAAACAAGCAUGCCUGUCCGGAUGAGCACACCUACUCUGUGGUCACCUAUCUGCGAACGGGACCUGCCACCAUUGGGACUUUCUGUAAGGGGGGUGCUGUGUCCUCUGUCCUGGUCCGAUACAAGGGGCGCAUGUUUUUGGAGGUCCCUGGAGACAGAAAACUGGACCCUGUGGACUUCAAAUUCAGCCAUGGCCCUCAGACUGAAAUGGUGGCCAUACUCAAAGUGAACCUGCCCAGAGGAGUCUCAAACACAACCUUCAUCACACCUAAUUAUCCUGGCGAGUUUCCAGACACUGAGGAAAUGCAGUGGGACUUUGUGGUCCCUGGGAUGCACAACUACAGCAUGAGUUUCUCCGACUUCACUCUCCCAGAAUGCCUCAGUGAUGAUGUCAUUUUGCAAUAUUAUAAAACAGAUGCGAAAGUCACAAAAUUCAGUCUGACCGACCCACCACCAAAACAUCAACAAGGAAACUUUCAAAUGGUGCUCAAAAACUGUGCUACAAACAGGACUCUUCAAGGACUAACCCUGAACUUUAAAGUGUCUGUCAUGAGGAGUGGACAUCCAGUUUUGUGCACAGUGGACCUGUCGACGCAGCCAUCUGUGUCAGUGCAGAUUGAGAAAGUGGGCUCUGAUCCAUACUGUGAGAUGACCCUCGACUCCAACCUCCAAACCAAGAUAAAUGUGGCGUCAGGGACCAAAGGGAAGCUGUCUUUUCUGGACUGUCCCAAUGAAGAUUUGCAACUCACUGCCACUCAAGUGAUAGAAUGCCGAGACUCCUCCUCCUGCCCUGAAUACCUUCUCACCACCCCAAAGCUGGACUCCUGUUUGCCGAUGCCCCUCCACAGCGUCCUCUGGAGGAUCAUCAUGUCUCAGGAGAGCACCGUGGACCUGGCCUCUCCCACUGGGAGCUUCAGGCAGUCUCUGGUGGGACAGGAGUGUAGUGGUCCUGUGUCUUUACACCUAGGGGACAGCGAAGGGUCUUUGGGGGACUUCUGUUUUAACGGUCCCAUUCAGAAAGUCCAGGCCCACACCAACAUCUCUAUAACAGCCAAAACGGAGGACCUCAAGAACUACAAAGGACACUUCCUCAAUGUGUCCUUUAGCCCAGAAAUACCAGAGACCAUGAUCUACAGCGUGACCCCUGAUCCCACAGCCCCCAUCCUCCUGGGGACCCCUAACUGGCCGAGGGGCAUGGGUUCAUCCUCCACAGUCUCCUGGAUUGUUACUUUGCCCAGAAACUACCAGGCACUGCUCCACUUCAGCAAUGUGAGCCAGCCGAAGUGUGCGGACCGCCACACCAGUAUCAAAGUGCGCAUGCUCGGAUAUGAAGAGGAGCUGAUGAGCCGAAGAGAGGACGAAGCCAUAGACGAUAAACUGAUUGUGCCCUACAGUUUUUAUUUAAACAUGUCCAACUGUGUCCCAGAAGGGGGAGACUUCGGGGCGGUGGCUAAAAUCAUCCUGCAAAAGAAAAGCAAUCUGUUGGCCAUUGUCCUGGGACUUGCUGGGGCGCUCCUGCUGCUCCUCAUUAUUCUUGUGGUCGUCUGUGUCGUGGCAAAGAAAAAGAAGCAGAAGAUGUCUAAUGAGUCUUCUAUCUACAUCGGAAAGGGGAACAUUUUCCGCCCAAAUGACCGCACGUUCAAAUCACGCUCGGACAACGAUUCUCACGUUUACGCCUCCAUCGAUGAGACCCUCACGUACGGGCAUCUCCUUGGCGACAAUAGCUAUGCUGACUCCAUGUCCGACCACUUUAAGGGCAUCCAGACGGACUCCUACCACACCUUCACUGGACCAACGGACACAACAGCCUUACCCACCAUCAAAGAACCGGACCUGGAACCAGAACUGGACCAGUAUCGUGGGUUUUUGGAGCCCUCUGAAAGCUUCAUCCCAUCUAGACCCCGGACCCCCAUAAACAGGCAGGACAGUCUUGGUUUUCAGGACCGGAGAAUGGUGGAUAAUGAGUUGUACACAUUCAAAAGUACAGGGGAAUUUAACACUAUCAGGUUAUCAGGGGCGGAUAUGGACCCCCAACCACCCAUAGACACAGUGACAGAGGAGUUGUAGCAGGACAUCUCAUCUCAUCAGAUUAAAGAUGCACUGUGUAACUUUUCUGAUGGAGCGUCCGCCACCUGCUUGUCUUUAUGGAGAUGUUAUUGUUUGGUCUGGAAUUAAGCAUAUCCAUCUUGCAUUUACUCAAUAACAUGGGUUUUUAUUGACCCAAAAACAUGUAUUCUAACUGUGAGUGGGCUCGCCUCUCCACAGAUCUGAUAUAUAACCUGGCCUUGUGAUGUCACCUGCUGUCUUUGUAGAGAUAAAUAAGUGUUAUAUCUUACUGUGGAACAUUACGGGCAAUAUCUCCAGGGAGAGAAAGUUACACAGUGCACAUUUUAAGGUAUAAAGGACAUUUUUUAGUAGUUCAAUUUAAAAAUUAUGUUUUCAUGUAAAGUUAAAUUUAUUUGGCUCCAGUACAAAUAUAUUGUAAAAGGAGUUCAAAAUAGGACCACAGUGGCUGUCCUCAAUUUAUUUAUUUAUUUUUUAUCCUCUGUGAACCAGGACGUCCACUAUUAGCAUGCUAGUUGUUGAGAGCAAACCUCCACUCUGGCUUCUGAAUGUUGUGAAAUGCAAAAAAGCGCUUUAGGAAAGUGAGGAAUAACUCUGGACCAAAAGGCUUAAAAUUAGUUUUUCAUGUUUUAAGACCGUUAAUGUCUGAUACAGUGCUUUUAAUUUAAUUUCAGGGAUUUAUCUAUUUUAAUUAUUGUUAACAGGCUAAACAAUAAUCAAGUUUUUUUUAAAUCCUUUUGCUCUUAGUUUUAUGAGAGGCAGGGUAUGACAAGAUCCUUCAAAACUAUUCUGAACAGAUCUAGAAAAAUUAAUAAUUCAUUGAUUUACAUGAUUUGUAAUUCUUAUCAAUCAUGGAUUAUGUCUGACACAAAAGAUAAACAUAAUUUGAAAGUUCCCUUUAUUUAUUUUAUAAUUUGGAUUAAUAAUGUUUAUAUUAGUACUAAUUACAUAAACUAAGUGGUUAUCCAGUUACAUGGGAGGGUCUAUAGACUCAGACCAUUCACUCACAUUUUCUUUAACCAGAGGCAAUUCUGAGUUUCUAGUUUGAUUAAAACAUCAUAAAAAAUAUAAAUAUUGUUACUGCAACAUUGACUUUCUUAUACACCUUGAAUUGAACUACUAAAAUAUAAGUAAUGUUUCCUCUACAGUCCUUCUAUGCAUUGAUGUAGGACUGAAACUGAACAUGAGCUGUGGACUUUUUGAAUGUAUUUAGGUGAUUUUUAUUUUUUUUUAAUGAUGUUUAGUUUUAUUAAAUCUUCCUGGAACAAGGGACUUUUUUUUAUAAUGUUAAUAGUUUUUUAGAUUUUCAUUUUUGACUUGUAAAUAUAAUUUUAGUUUUUGGAAUAAAUGAUUUUAAGAUUGCUUUUUUACAGAUACAUUUUGUUUUCCUUAAAUUUGACAUUUCAGGUUAGUGGUGCAUUUUUGACCACAUGAAUCUCAAAGUUGAAAACAAGUUGAGGUUUUGGACUGACUGCAGAUCCAAUCUGGAAACCAAACCAGGAUUUACCAUAAAAGGGCUCUGUGUGUUUCACUACCAACAAUAUGAAAGCCAGUUUUACAUAUUUUCAUUCACUUGCAUGGACACGCUCUCAGAAUCUUCCAGUUUUUUCCUCUAGAAACAAGAAACACAAUCCCAAACAAGUGCUUUUAUGGAGUUUAUUGAGAAAACAUUGAAAAGUACACGAAAAGUAUUGAGUAAGAUUGAACUGAGAUGAGUUUUGGCUCCAUAAAAUCAAUAAAUACAUUAAUUUUAAAGGUGCAUUGCGUAACUUUUCUGGUGGAGGGUCCGUCACCUGCUUUGUUUCUAUGGAUAUGCCAUUGCUGUGCCCCAAAUGUUCCACAGUAUGACUUUACCGACUACCCUAAAUUUAUUAAAUUACAGGUUGAAAAAAACAGGCCUUCUGACCAUAAGCAGGUUUGCCUCUCCACAGGUCUGACCUGUAACUUGCUUCGGUCUCCAUGAAGAUAGAAAGGUUUAAUGCCAUACUGUGUAACAUUUCCAGACACAGCAAUAACAACUCCAAGCAGAAAAGCAUUUAACGAACCCUCCACCAGAAAAGUUACACAAUGCACCUUUUAACAAGAAUCCUUUUUAGAUUUCAUUUAUUUCCUGCUUGGUUAGACUGAUGUUUCUAUCAUGUCUACAUCAAUUUUCAGGUUUCUUUUUUUUUUUAAAAGAACUUUGCAUUUGAUUUUGUUACGAGAGAAGUAAUAUUGCUUUGGUAAAUGUUUGGACUGGAAAGAUUAAACAUUGGUUAGGCUUCAAAA
Molecule: messenger RNA, 5448 nt
Organism: Boleophthalmus pectinirostris (great blue-spotted mudskipper)
Lineage: Eukaryota; Metazoa; Chordata; Actinopteri; Gobiiformes; Gobiidae
Gene: cdcp1b
Product: CUB domain containing protein 1b
Exons: 11
Coding region: 127-3183 (1018 amino acids)
Source: RefSeq, a predicted model, not a curated record